CCUGAGAAAACAUCUUUAAAAGCUACUUAUAAAUACCGGUAAAAUAUUUCAGGCUUGGCAUUUUCUGUGGUUAUGUUUAUGCUGCUCUCAAGCACGGGCAUUUACUCGAUCCCUGAUUUAACCGGAUAAUAACUGUUUCGCCUUUUAAGUUGACUCCGACAUGGGACACAGCGAGCCGGUUUCUCCAGCUCAGUUCGACCUAGCACCGUCCAUCAGCAGUGUGUCAGUGAAUCUGUACAAUGCUGCCACCGAGCAGAUACCAACGGGGAAUUUAAUGGUGUCGCCGCUGAGCAUCAUGUACUGUACGAUGCUGGUGUUUCUGGGCUCCAAGGGCCAGACCCGCAACAAUCUUUACACAGCUCUGGAUUUCAAUAAAGCGGCGAAGAAUGGACAAGCCUCAAAUGAUGCGAUCGUCGAAGCUUUUGCCGGUUUAAUGAACGCCAUGAAAAUUUCGGACAAUGCAAAUAAAUCCGCGGAAGCCACCGGAUCGCCGCGCCGUGGUGGUUCACGACAACGACAGGGCGAUUCGCUCCAGUUGGCGUUGGCAAACGGUGUUUUUAUCCGCAGUGGACUAAAUUUGAAAAGCGAGUACGCCAAUUUAGUGAGGACGAAACUAAAGGCAGACGUCCAGGAGAAAGACUUCAAAAACCAGAGCAACGCAGCGCGUCAAGAUAUCAACCGUUGGGUGGAGAACCAUACCGCUGGCAAAAUCAAGAACCUCCUUCCCCCAGGAUCCGUCAAAAGUGAAACGCAAGCUAUCCUGGCCAACGCUAUCUACUUUAAAGCCUCGUGGGCCAAUGCCUUUGAAACCGCCCGAACCACUGAUGCCGAAUUCACAAAAUUGGACGGCACAACAGCCACGGUACGCAUGAUGCGUCAAACUGCGAAAUGGAAGUAUGCCGAUGACGAUCGGCUGCAGCUUCAGUAUCUGGAAAUUCCGUACAUAAACCGUGAAGCAUCCAUGCUGAUCUUUCUGCCGAAACAGAAAAACGGUUUACGCGCACUGGAGAAAGCGCUAACGGCGCAGGCUAUGGAGGAUUUAGCGGAAAGGUCAUCGCGAAAAUUGGUGAAUUUGCAACUGCCAAAAUUCAAAAUGGAGAGCCAGUUUGAUUUGAAAGACUUGCUGGAGAAAAUCGGUGUGGAGGGCGUCUUUACCGAUGAUGCGGACUUGAGUGGUAUCGUCAGCAAUGGACCAAGACUGAAAGUCACGAAGGGUGUGCACAAGACGUUCAUUGACAUUGACGAAAAAGGAACCGAAGCGGCAGCUGCGAGUGCCUUGCAAGUGGGACGCGCGGCAUCUGCUAGCCAUGGGCCUAGCGAGAUCCCCAUCGAGUUUGUUGUCUACCAUCCCUUCAUCUAUGCCAUCCGGCAUCAUCCAUCCAAAGCCAUCCUGUUUUUGGGACAUACCAACGGGAAUUUAACGGUGUCGCCGCUGAGCAUCAUGUACUGUACAAUGCUGGUGUUUCUGGGCGCCAAGGGCAAGACCCGGAGUAAUCUUUACACUGCGCUCGAGUUCAGUAAAGCCGCGAAGAAUGGACAAGCCUCAAAUGAUGUGAUCGUUGACGCUUUUGCCGGCUUAAUCAACGCCAUGAAAAUCUCGGACACUGUGAACAAAUCGGUGGACCCCACCGGAUCGCCGCGACGCGGUUUUAUUCGCAAUGGGCUAAAUCUGAAAAUCAGUUACGCCAAUUUGGUAAAGACCAAGCUAAAGGCAGACGUCCAGGAAAAAGACUUUAAAAACCAGAGCAAUGCCGCGCGUCAGGAUAUUAAUCGUUGGGUGGAGAACCAUACCGCUGGCAAAAUCAAGGACCUCCUCCCACCGGGGUCUGUCGACGGCCAGACGCAAGCCCUCCUGGCCAAUGCCAUCUACUUUAAAGCGUCAUGGGAUAGUGCCUUUGCAACCACCAGUACUACUGAUGCCUUAUUCACAAAACUGGACGGCACAGCAGCGACGGUACGGAUGAUGCGGCAGGUAGCGAAAUGGAACUACGUCGAUCACGAGCGACUGCAGAUCCAGUAUCUGGAAAUUCCGUACAUGGACCGUGAAGCAUCGAUGCUGAUCUAUCUGCCGAAACAGAAAAAUGGCUUACGCGCACUGGAAAAAGCGCUGACGGCGCAAGCCAUGCAGGAGCUGGCCGAAAGGUCAUCCCGCCAACAGGUCAAACUUCGCCUGCCAAAAUUUAAAGUGGACAGCCAGUUUGAUUUAAAGGACAUGCUGGAGAUUAUUGGUGUGCAGGACGUUUUCACCAACGAUGCGGACUUAAGCGAAAUCGUCAGUCCGUCAGUCAGCAGUGGGCGAAGGCUGAAAAUCACGAAGGGUUUCCACAAAACGUUUAUUGACGUUGACGAAAAAGGAACCGAAGCGGCUGCUGCCAGUGCUUUAAUAAUGGGAUGGGGGACAUCUGCGAGUCAUGGGCCUAUCGAGAUCCCCAUCGAUUUUAUUGUCGACCAUCCCUUUGUCUACGUCAUCCGACAUAAUCCGUCCAAAGCCAUCUUGUUUAUGGGACGUCAAGAAAAGUUUUGAGACUAUUGGAAUAGUUCCGUUAACUGCCGUCGCAUCAGACGUGUUCUGAUUGUUUGUCAAAAAUUAAAGACCUGUGCCGUUUAGCUACAAAAAGUAUUUGGUUGAUUGUACUUGGUAGCCGCUUAUCGUAUG
Messenger RNA from Paramacrobiotus metropolitanus, 2656 nucleotides. Its product is annotated as heparin cofactor 2-like. Gene Ontology annotation, molecular function: serine-type endopeptidase inhibitor activity. Bases 161 to 2524 code for a protein of 787 amino acids. The transcript is spliced from 6 exons. NCBI's taxonomy places the organism in Eukaryota, Metazoa, Tardigrada, Eutardigrada, Parachela, Macrobiotidae. The record is from RefSeq and is a predicted model, not a curated record.